Messenger RNA from Ruditapes philippinarum (Manila clam), 646 nucleotides. RefSeq lists its product as uncharacterized. The record is from RefSeq and is a predicted model, not a curated record. Lineage: Eukaryota; Metazoa; Mollusca; Bivalvia; Venerida; Veneridae.
CACCUCAUGAAAUGCCCACAUACACCCAUGAGGAUGAUAUCAAUCAUUUCUAUGCUGAUGGUGUUAACAAACCUGUCCAGUGUUAUAUGGCAGAAAUGCCUGGUUUUGAAAACAGGGCAAUACACAAUACCUUUUCUGUAAACACAACCGGUCAGUCCCAAAUAACAAGUUCUCACACAUCAGGGACAAUGUUAUCUACGGAAAGUGACGUAGCUUCCCUCUCUGAAAAUCAAAGUACAUCUUUCCUUCAAAAUCAGAUGGAUUCCAUCUCGGAAGAUCCAGGGGACGCCAACCAUUGUAAGAUUAAAACUUUAAGGGGUUUGCGGUCAAAAAUUCAACGAAAAAGAACAAACUCCUAUGUUUUUAGACACCAGCCCUACAAGAAUGAUCGGCACUUACUUCCAAAAAAUCUUCCAGAAUUUGAAAAUUAAAAGGGAGAAACUCUUUUAAUUGUGCUUUAAAAAAAAUGAAUUUUUACAUUUCAACCAUCAUUACAUUUUAACAAGCCCUCUUUUUUUAACAUAAAAUUUGUGUCAUAUGGUGGAAGAAUUGCUAAAAGAUACUGUAUUAAAUUUCUUUUUAAAAUGUAACAUUGCGUAUAUUUUUGCAAAGAGAAAAAGUAUUUAAUCUAUAAUUGUGAUCUUGA